Messenger RNA from Magallana angulata, 1157 nucleotides. RefSeq names its product glycoprotein-N-acetylgalactosamine 3-beta-galactosyltransferase 1-like. The record is from RefSeq and is a predicted model, not a curated record. Gene Ontology annotation, molecular function: N-acetylgalactosaminide beta-1,3-galactosyltransferase activity. Bases 114 to 1115 code for a protein of 333 amino acids. The transcript has 4 exons. Lineage: Eukaryota; Metazoa; Mollusca; Bivalvia; Ostreida; Ostreidae.
CGGAUCGAUUGGAGGGUCGCUCAUCCAUAUCAGCCGUUGAAUAACGACACGAGAGGAGACCAACACAAGGCUCUCACUUCUGAUUCAUACAAAUUAUCAGGAGCAGGCUUAACAUGCACCAUGGUAUACAAUGUGCACCUUUUUUUGCCGGUGUUGCCUUGGGGAUGGUCCUCUACUAUGUACUAUUUCCUCACCCACUAAUAAUUCACAUCGGGGGUACAUCCCAGUAUAUCCGUGAGGAUGAGGUCAUUCAAAGAUUGCUAGAUACAUUUUAUACGGAGCAAGAAGUGGAUCGACGUCAUCUGAGAGAUCAAGUCGAAGUAGUCACAACUCAGGAUAAAAAGAUUUUGAAAAUGGCAAACAAUAAUACUACAAUCAGAAAAGACGUGGAAGAUCCAGUAAAAAUUCACUGUGUUGUUUUCAUCAACGAACAUUACGGACUCCGGCUUGCAACCGCUGUAGCGAAUACGUGGGGCAAACGAUGCUCCUCUUUAGCCUUUGUAGGAAGAGCUCUAAAUCAGACUACCCCCUAUACCAUUAUACAUUCUAACCAUUCCUUUUAUACCUCCAUAUCCGAUGCCCAAAAAGUGAUGAGUGAAGCAAUUCUAUACAUUAAAAACAAAACAUUCCAAAACAAUGACUGGUUUCUAUUUUCUACGGAUACAACAUUUGUAAUUUUGGAAAAUCUACGCCUUUUUCUUUUGAAUCAUACGUCAUUGAAACCAAUUUAUGCCGGUGAAAUUUCGAAAAAGGCCAAUGGAUUCAUAAGACCGUUUCAAAGUGGAGGGAUAGUGUUUAGCAAGGAAUCGCUCAGAGCACUGAACGUAAGUUCCAUCACAUCGUGUACAGAGGAAGAGACCUAUGAGUUAACGAAAGGUCUGUGUCUGUCAAUCAAUGGACUGAUUGACGUGACCCCAAUUGGUCCUCACGGACAGUCUCUGAUGAAUCUACUCCCAGUUAAACUACUUAUGAGAACAAAGGUUUCCCAGGAAGAACAGGUUUCUCCAAGCCCUUACACUGUCUCCGUGCGAUUUCUUUCUAGUCAAAAUAUGUAUUCGUAUGAAAUGCUUGUGUAUAACUUGAAUCCUUACGGAAUCAAUAAAAUGUACAUGUAAUUAUUAAAGCUUAAAAAAUUCUGUAGAAUUGGGGUUAAAAAA